This is a messenger RNA of Mus musculus (house mouse), 2293 nucleotides long. Its product is annotated as RIKEN cDNA 1700034J05 gene. The transcript has 3 exons. The record is from RefSeq and is a predicted model, not a curated record. Bases 218 to 1090 code for a protein of 290 amino acids. NCBI's taxonomy places the organism in Eukaryota, Metazoa, Chordata, Mammalia, Rodentia, Muridae.
CAACAGUCUUGGAACACAAACUUCUCAGAAGCAGUUGGGCUUUACAUCACUGAGACAUGGGCUCUGAAGGGUUUCUGACUCCAUCACUUUGUCUCCACUGCUGGAAGCGCCUGUCUCAUCUGGGCAGCCCUCAGAUCAGGGCAUGACAAAGGCAUGAGCAUGUGUGUGAGUGUGAGUGUGUGGUCUUCCAGGUUUGCUUACAGGGAGAUUAUGGAAAAUGCAGAAUAAACAUGCCAUCAGAUGGUGGGAAGAUGGGUGCUCAAAUGACAGUCACCUUUCUGGAAAGCAUUCUGUUUCCAGAAUCAAGGAAAACUUGAGAUUGGACACUCUCAGCACCAUGACAACCUCACCCUCCAGCAGUGACUACAGUAGCACAGAGGAUUCUAUUUAUGAAUGCAAGUCCAACCAGAGCGCCUCGGUGGGCUACUACCCCUCUGAGAACACCUUUUCCUAUGAGGACCUGGUCUCCCGUGAGGAGACAGCCUCUGUGGAUUCUUUGGUCCAUUUCCUCCCUCCUGUCCAAAGCACCUGGAGGACAGAGAGUUUAAGGAGACUCUUCAGGAAACGAGAUCAGGUGGAGCAUGACCCAGAGCAGUUCAGCAAGCUAAGCAUCACACUGGCCUGGGAUAUCGAUGUGGACUCUAACCAUGCAGACUCUCUUGCUAAUCUGGAUCUAAAUGCCCAUAGCCAGUGGAUGGAUAAGUGGCCAGAAGACAAGACAAAACUGACUCCCUGCAAACUGUAUAACCUAGUACAGAAACUUGAGACAUUUCUAGGAAAAGAAAAAGGUGGCCAGCAUGACGGCUGUGUGCUCCCUGAAUCUACUCAGAAGGAAGAUGUCCACCUCAACAGCACUACCCCUCCACAUACUGCUCAGGUCAGUCCUAAAGAACGUGAUGUUUGUCAAGACUUGUCCAAGCAAAGAUCCCUGGAAAAUGAAGAUAUCUGUCAGGUGCUAGAGGAUCCUCCAAGGUUACUGAAAGACGAAGUUGUGGUGAGCACAGAGAUGCAUGCCUCCCAGGAGAGCAAGGGGCAGGACUGGGGAAGACAAGGUUGGACAGUGGAGCCUCACUCUCACUACCUGCUGUGAGGCAAGGAGAUAAGACAGGCAUCUGAGAGCUCCUUGGAAACCUCCUCCGUGUCAUCCCCUCAGCCAGAGGGUGCUUCCCGCUCACACAACAUAUUCUGUAUGAACUUUCGGUGGGUCUUCCAAUGGCUGCGGACACAAAUCUUCUCCCGAUGGAGGAGACAGCGCCCUAGCCAGGCUACCAACACCUGGCACCAGAAAGCAGUGAGAAAUAUACAUUCUCUCAGAAGCAACAGAAUCCAACCCCAAGAAUGACACAGGAAUGAGUUCACCUGACAGCCCCAGAGUUUUAAACCUUUGAAGCCUCUUGUUCAAAAAUUCCUAAGAGGUAUGUGUCCUCUCUUCCACCUCACAGCUGAGGAAAUCAAUACCUGGAGUACACAGUGGGAGUUUCCAAUCUUCACAUUCCUUCUGAACAAGCCACUUAUUACAACCAGGGAACAAGUGUACCUGAAGUAGUCUGGUAUCCUGGACCACCAGAACUGCUGUCUUGAUGUUGGACCCUCGACUAAGGAGUGGCUCCAAACAGUCUCAGUGCCCACUGGAAGCACAACCUAAGCCACCCCACCAUGGCGGGAGGCUGGUGGGAUAUAUACUGCCUUCUGGAAAUGAGGGUUUGCAUAAUGAAAGAGUAAAACACACAUAAACAAAAUGGAGGCAAAAAGAAGGAGGGAGAGGGGAUGCUAUUCUUUUAGGAAGCAGCAUACUACCUAAGUUUACCAAGAGUUAAUUCAGCCUUCUGAAUUCAACAAGCAUAUUUUCAGCCUGAGUCAAAGUAAUUUGCUUGGAGAAGACACACAUAAGAGAGAUCUGUGUUUACUGGGGAAAAAGACGUGGGGAUUGUUGAGCAGGGGUUCCCAUCUCCCCCAAGACUAUACUGAAGAAAAAGCCCAAUUCUUUAGUAAGAUUUCUGGUUUCUGCCUACUCCUUUUAACCUCUGGAAUGCGGCAAUAGGAAGUAUUCAAGCAUAGCUCGUUCAUUCUAGUGUCCAAUGCAUUAUCCAACCAAAGCAGGUCCUCUAAGCCUCACAUGUGGGGAAGGGGUGAGGCUAGUGAGUACCAAAAGGGAUGCGUGGGAGCUGGAGGGCCACUGGGGUGUUGGGGGUAAGAAUUUUACUGAACCUUUAAGUCUCCUGUAGAAUUACUAUAAUUGUCAGGCACAUAUUAAUCUCAUUAAUCAAUAAAUUCUGGGAUCUAUUUAACCUCA